This is a messenger RNA of Rhagoletis pomonella (apple maggot), 827 nucleotides long. RefSeq names its product bicaudal D-related protein homolog. The coding region runs from base 357 to 827 and encodes 156 amino acids. The transcript has 3 exons. NCBI's taxonomy places the organism in Eukaryota, Metazoa, Arthropoda, Insecta, Diptera, Tephritidae. The record is from RefSeq and is a predicted model, not a curated record.
GUUAGUGCUGGCGGAAAAAAUUUUUUCGAAAAAUUAUAGUGUUGGAAACAGCAACAAAACACAAAUCAUAAUAACAAAGAAAAAGUUGUAAAUAAAAGCAAAACAAAAAGAAACGAUCGUUAACAACAAUUUUGACACCGUCGGAUGAACAUGCAUUUUAAAAAAUAUAGUAUUGAACGAAAACUAAGUUAAAACUUUACGUCUAACUCGACAAUGCUUCAAACCCAUCACUUAAUAAAUAAAUAAUCAUUACUAAACAAUAAUCAACAAUAAAAUAAAAUUCCUUGUGUGAACGUCAUAUCAAAGUGGUGUGAAGAAAUCUACGUGUACAAAAUGCUCGCUUGGGUUGAUUAGUUAUGCAUAAACCUUGGCUAAAUCGUAGAUCCUUAUAUGCUGAACGCGAUCGUGAUGAUCCAACAAUGCAUCAUCACCAUACCGAUUUGCUAUCCUUCUCCACCUCGCCAGCUAAAAAGCAAAAUAAUCCAACAUCGUUGAUGUCGUCGUCGUCACCGUCAUCGUCUAUGUCAAUGUCGUCGGUGUCGUCGUCGUCGUCUGCGUCGCCAUUAUCAACGAACAUUUUUCAUAAUUCUACCAUUGGUUCAAUUAAUUUAGAGGACUACGUAACCGCAAUGGAGGCACGUUCCAAGGCAUUAGAUCGUCAACAAUCGGAAGUUGAUGUUUGGGCACAAUUACAACAAAAGGAAUCGGAUAUAUUAUUAGCAGCAGAAUUGGGUAAAGCAUUGCUGGAGAAAAACGAAGAAUUAGUGAAGCAGCAAGAGAAACUCAUCGAGGAUUAUUCAACGAAAAUUGAGGUAUCACAAUCGUGA